GAAGGUCUGAUGUGGCCUCGGUCUUCUCAGCACAGGUUGGUCACAAUGUCUCUGAGAUGCUGUCAGAAGAUGUUACUGAGACUCUGUGGUGGCUCUCUGUCCACUGUGAAGAGCUGCAUGUGUUUGAGACGCUACACUAGAGCAGCUCAGAGUCACAGGAGGGUGGUGAUCACCGGCAUCGGACUCGUCUCUCCCCUCGGGACAGGAAGUGCUCUGCCCUGGCAGCGUCUGAUUGGUGGAGAAAGCGGUUUGGUUGCUCUGGACCCAGAGGAGUAUAAGACGGUGCCGUGUAAGGUGGCGGCCCGUGUGCCGAGAGGAGAUAAACAUGGAGAUUUCAAUGAAGAGGCGUUUGUGUCCAGAGGAGAGAUCAACAGCAUGUCUCCAGCCACGGUGAUGGCCGUGAGUGCCGCUCAAUUGGCUCUUGAGGAUUGCGGGUGGUUUCCCAGAAGCCCUGAGGAGCAGCUGAUCACCGGUGUGGCGGUCGGGAUGGGUAUGGUGUCUCUGGAGGAGAUCGCUCGGACGGCCUCGGCCUUUCAGACACGCGGCUACAGCAAAGUCAGCCCGUUUUUUGUCCCCCGUAUCCUGGUCAACAUGGCCGCAGGACACAUAAGCAUCAAACACAAACUCAAGGGUCCCAGUCACGCCGUGUCCACCGCAUGCACCACGGGAGCUCACGCUGUCGGCGACGCCGCUCGUUUCAUCGCUCACGGUGACGCCGAGGUGAUGCUUGCCGGCGGGACGGAGGCCUGCGUCAGUCCGCUGUCCAUCGCCGGGUUCGCUCGCGCUCGGGCCCUCAGCACCAACUGGAACCAGGAGCCCAGACUCGCCUCGCGCCCGUUUCAUCCAGACAGAGAGGGGUUUGUGAUGGGAGAAGGGGCGGCCGUGCUGGUUUUAGAGGAGUACGGACAUGCAAGAGGUGCGCGGGUGUACGCUGAGGUGCUGGGAUAUGGGCUCUCUGGAGACGCCAGCCACAUCACGGCUCCAACCGCAGAUGGAGACGGAGCCUUUCGAAUUUUGCUUUUGUUUUUAAUGUGCUUGUGUUAUUAUUUCAUUUAUGCUGGAGUGUCUCCUUCAGACGUGACGUAUGUCAAUGCUCACGCCACCUCCACGCCGCUCGGAGACGCUGCAGAGAACGCCGCCAUUAAGAGGCUGUUUGAGCAGCAUGCGUACUCACUGGCCGUGUCCUCCACUAAAGGUGCGAGCGGUCAUCUGCUGGGAGCCGCCGGAGCGCUGGAGGCCGCCUUCACUGCCCUCGCCUGUCACCACGGCAUCCUGCCACCAACACUCAACCUGGACCGCACCGAGCCAGAGUUUGACCUGAACUAUGUGCCCUGCACAGCGCAGACCUGGAGCUCCAGCGGACGCAGAGUCGCUCUCACCAACUCUUUCGGCUUCGGGGGAACAAACGCCUCUCUGUGUCUCGCGAGCUUGUGAUCACUGUAAUGCAGCAUGCGCUGCUGGUUCAUCUGGUCAGAGGAGAACUGGCCCCCGACUGAGCCUGGAUUCUCCCAAGGUUUUUCUCCAUUCUGUCACCGAUGGAGUUUUGGUUCCUUGCCGCUGUCGCCUCUGGCUUGAUUAGUUGGGGACA
Molecule: messenger RNA, 1588 nt
Organism: Cyprinus carpio (common carp)
Lineage: Eukaryota; Metazoa; Chordata; Actinopteri; Cypriniformes; Cyprinidae
Product: 3-oxoacyl-ACP synthase, mitochondrial
Exons: 2
Coding region: 10-1434 (474 amino acids)
Biological process (GO): fatty acid biosynthetic process
Molecular function (GO): 3-oxoacyl-[acyl-carrier-protein] synthase activity
Source: RefSeq, a predicted model, not a curated record